AUGGGGCUCGGUCUGAAGGCCAGGCAGCACAGGGGACCGAGGAAGCCCAGCCCAUCCACACCCCACUCCCUCCCAUGGGCAGCCAGAUCCUCAGGAGCUCCCCCCAGGGCGGCCCCGAGGUCUGGCUCCCUGCUGGAGAGGCAUCGGAGAGAAGAGAAGCAGCUGGCGCUCGGCGGGACCCACUGCCAGACAUGGGAAUGUGGCCGAGCCAGGCCUUCCAGCUCAGCUGACCCUCCAGCAGAAAGUCACUGCACGAGCCAGCCCCGGGUCGGCCAGGAGAGCCCAGCUAGCCGCCCAGCUCCAGCACCAGAAAUGAUGUUGUGCCAACCAUUUCGGCGUUUGGAGAUCACCAACGCCUGCUUCGAGCCCGCCAACCAGAUGGUGAAGUGCGAUCCCCGCCACGGCAAGUACAUGGCCUGCUGCCUGCUGUACCGGGGCGACGCGGUGCCCAAGGACGUCGACGCCGCCAUCGCCGCCAUCGAGACCAAGCGCAGUAUUCAGUUUGUGGACUGGUGCCCCACGGGCUUCGAGGUGGGGAUCAACUACCAGCCACCCACCGUGGUGCCCGGGGGCGACCUGGCCGAGGUGCAGCGCGCCGUGCGCAUGCUGAGCAACACGACCGCCAUCGCCCAGGCCUGGGCCCGCCUGGACCACAAGUUCGACCUGGUGUACGCCACGAGGGCCUUUGUGCACUGGUACGUGGGCGAGGGCAUGGAGGAGGGGGAGUUCUCUGAGGCCCGGGAGGAUAUGGCUGCCCUGGAGAAGGAUUACGAGGAGGUGGGCAUCGACUCCUAUGAGGAGGAGGAUGAGGGAGAAGAAUAGAACAGCUGCCUGGAGCCCACGCACUAUGUUUAUUGCAAAAUCCUUUCGAAAUAAACAGUCUCCUUGCAAAAAAAAAAAAAAAAAAAAUGCUUUAUAAUGCUUUUGCCUUAAUAUCGUCAGUUCUUAAGUGUUACAACCCUUUCGGAAUAUAGCUUCAGGGUAGUUUAUGCUUAAUGUAUGUUUUUUCUUCAUAUUGGUGGCUUCUGUAUGCUGAUAGAAAACAGGUGUGAGAAGUGGUCUUUGAAGUAAUUCAGCAUAGUUUUGUUUAUUGUAAAUGAGUUUUCUCCUUUAUUCAUCGCAUAUUAAAGUACUGAAGUAUUAUAACCAAUUUGCUAAAAUGUGGUGUUAACACAUGAGAUCUUCCAUUAGAAGGGGAAGCAUACAAAAUCAAUGACUUGACGAGAUCCAAGCAAUGACAGUGAUAGUUGUCACCAUUUUGAUAGUUAACAGUCUGUGUAAAUAGUGCAGUCAUAGUAAAGUAGGCCUGAUUUAAGCUGGAGGUAUAAAAUAAGUCCUUUUUAUUUUUUAGGGUCAACUAUAUAAGAUGAACAUUUAUUUAGAAUACUAAUGUAUGAUUUUGGGUAGAUUUCUGAUACUUUUUUUGACUUCCUAUAACAAUCCAUUUGCUAUGUGGGCAAACAAAAACAUUCUGAAUUCCAGUUUUUGAAAUCCCUUUUAUAAAUGUGCAGAUACUAUGGAGUUCUCAUCACCAGUAUAAGCAUGUAAAGAGAACACCAGUUAAAACCCAGUAAUUAUAGAAGCAAAAAGUCGGUAUUUCAUAAUGAGGCAAGUAAGCUUUAAUAUCCUUGUUAGUGUUUCCCAAAAGAAAAAUGAAUUCUCAUAAAAAUAUGGCUAUAAGAGUGAUUAGUCAAGAGGCACCAUAGCAUAUCGUUAAAAGCCAGACAGAUCCUGCUGGAGCCUAGGCUCCACCACUGGAAAAAAAAAAAAAGAAGAAGAAUUUUUUUCUUUUAAAAAAGAAGAAUCCAAGAAGAGAUUCUGAGAGAAUCAUACAAACCCAGGCCUCCCUACAAUUAUUUCUUGUCUCUUGUAUACCUAGUGGAUCUGAGAUAAAACCUUUGCAAAGUGUCAGUACUCUGUGUAUGCUGCUAAAAUGAAGUUAAGUUGGAAUGAAGUGUUAAAAAAAAAAAAAAGGAAGGUGCAGCAGAUGAAACAGAGGCUAAA
Canis lupus familiaris (dog) is the source of this 2004-nucleotide messenger RNA. Its product is annotated as tubulin alpha chain-like. Gene Ontology annotation, cellular component: cytoplasm; microtubule. Bases 1 to 822 code for a protein of 273 amino acids. Lineage: Eukaryota; Metazoa; Chordata; Mammalia; Carnivora; Canidae. The transcript has 2 exons. Gene Ontology annotation, biological process: microtubule cytoskeleton organization; mitotic cell cycle. The record is from RefSeq and is a predicted model, not a curated record. Gene Ontology annotation, molecular function: GTP binding; structural constituent of cytoskeleton.